AUGUCAUCAACUAGUUGCAUAUCUAAUCAAAUAAAGACAUUACAAGAAGAACUAAGACUUCUUCGCAAGGAAGCGGAAUCUCGAAGGCACACAAUCACAAAAGAACUGGCAAGCACAUCUCUUACUGCUGAGCUGCAGGAGAUACACAGAGCAAUAUAUAAUAUCAAGUCCUUAAAAUGGGGGACAUCAUUUCCAGAGUUUCCGAUAGUUUCCACUGAACUAGAGAAAAGUCAGAAAGAGUAG
Messenger RNA from Parnassius apollo (apollo), 243 nucleotides. Lineage: Eukaryota; Metazoa; Arthropoda; Insecta; Lepidoptera; Papilionidae. The record is from the annotation of a GenBank genome assembly.